CUCUCUCUCUCUCUCUCUCUCUCUCUCUCUAGCUCGCAAAUGGCGUUUUCUGCAACAGCCAUGAACGGCCCUCCUCUUCUCCGCGCCGUGCCUAGCUACGCUUCACCGUCGCCGUCGCCGGCGACGGCGGUCUCUUUCCGCCGCGGUCCGAUUUCCCUCCGAUUGCGCAGCCUCGACGCCAACCGGAGGAGGAACGCCCCGAUUCGAUCGGCUUCUGUUUCAGCUGCGCCAGCUUCUGAGCAGCUGAAGCCUGCCAUCUCCCUCACAGACAAUGCUCUGAAGCACUUGAACAGGAUGAGAUCUGAGCGCAGUGAAGAUUUAUGUCUCAGAAUUGGUGUCAGGCAGGGUGGAUGCUCUGGCAUGUCUUACACAAUGGAUUUCGAGAAUCGGUCAAACGCAAGGCCUGAUGACUCCAUAAUUGAAUAUAACGGUUUUGUUAUAGUUUGUGAUCCAAAGAGCCUUCUCUUCUUGUACGGGAUGCAGUUGGACUACAGCGAUGCUCUGAUUGGUGGAGGCUUUUCAUUUAGUAACCCAAAUGCUACCCAAACAUGCGGUUGCGGCAAAUCCUUUGCUGCAGAGAUGUAAGUUAAUGCAGAAAAAGCAAACUGAACAUUAUGUUAAAAAUUAGCUAGCGAGCGAACGUGAACCCUGUGGAUUAAACUCAACCUCUUGGUUGAAGAUAGUUGUUACAGCUAUAGUGUAUCUAUUAUUAAAUAAAUUAUAAGGUCUUUAUCUCCGCGACUCUUUGGGAAA
Molecule: messenger RNA, 753 nt
Organism: Syzygium oleosum
Lineage: Eukaryota; Viridiplantae; Streptophyta; Magnoliopsida; Myrtales; Myrtaceae
Product: iron-sulfur assembly protein IscA, chloroplastic
Exons: 3
Coding region: 40-585 (181 amino acids)
Biological process (GO): iron-sulfur cluster assembly
Cellular component (GO): chloroplast stroma
Molecular function (GO): protein-macromolecule adaptor activity; iron-sulfur cluster binding
Source: RefSeq, a predicted model, not a curated record